This is a messenger RNA of Bombina bombina (fire-bellied toad), 1764 nucleotides long. RefSeq names its product C9orf72-SMCR8 complex subunit (gene C9orf72). The transcript has 10 exons. Lineage: Eukaryota; Metazoa; Chordata; Amphibia; Anura; Bombinatoridae. The record is from RefSeq and is a predicted model, not a curated record. Gene Ontology annotation, molecular function: guanyl-nucleotide exchange factor activity. Gene Ontology annotation, cellular component: endosome; autophagosome. Gene Ontology annotation, biological process: endocytosis; autophagy. The coding region runs from base 165 to 1547 and encodes 460 amino acids.
CUAGCCGCUACCUUCUGCUUCCACAACGCUCAAUAGAAUGGCAUCACGGUAGUCACGUGACUGCUGUGAUGUCAGAAAGUCCUUUAGAGGGAUGGAACCUAGCCUCUACCCUAUAGCUUCAGGAAGGAAGGAAAACCACAUUUGUCUGGCUCUGAGAUGUAAAGAUGGCAGGUCACUGCCCUCCUCCUUCUCCAGCUGUGGCGAAGACUAUGAUUAGUCUAGAGGGGUACUCCCCACUUCUGGCUGCAACAUUCGCCUACUGGGACAAUAUCCUGGGACCACGAGUGAGGCAUAUAUGGGCUCCAAGAACAGACCAAGUGCUGCUGAGUGAUGGAGAGAUUACCUUCCUAGCCAAUCACACUCUAAAUGGAGAGAUCCUGCGCAAUGCUGAGAGUGGUGCUAUUGAUGUCAAGUUUUUUGUCUUAGCAGAGAAGGGAGUGAUCAUUGUGUCAUUAAUCUUCGAUGGCAACUGGAAUGGAGAUAGGAGUACAUAUGGCUUGUCCAUUAUCCUGCCACAGACUGAACUGGAUUUCUACCUUCCUCUACACAGGGUUUGUGUAACCCGUCUCACGCACAUCAUCAGGAAAGGAAGGAUAUGGAUGCAUAAGGGCCAAAGCAUCAUUACCAUGCUGACUGGAGAAGUUAUUCCCAUUAUGGAGCUGCUUUCAUCUAUGAAGUCUCAUGGUGUUCCUGAAGAGAUAGAUAUUACUUCCACCAUCCUAAAUGAUGUUGAUAUUGGUGAUAGCUGUCAUGAAGGAUUCCUCAGCAAUGCCAUCAGCUCACACCUGCAAACCUGUGGCUGUUCCGUGGUGGUGGGUAGCAGUGCUGAAAAAGUGAACAAGAUGGUGAAGACGCUGUGCCUUUUUCUCUCUUCUGCAGAACGAAAAUGCUCCAGACUGUGUAGACCUGAGACUUCUUUCAAGUACGAAUCUGGGCUCUUUAUACAAGGGCUGUUGAAGGAUGCAACUGGAAGCUUUGUGCUGCCUUUCCGCCAGAUCAUGUAUGCACCUUAUCCUGCCACUCACAUAGAUGUUGACGUAAACACAGUGAAGCAGAUGCCUCCAUGCCACGAGCAUACAUAUAAUCAGCGCUGCUACAUGAGGGCAGAGCUUACUGCACUAUGGAAAGCUACUUCAGAUGAGGAAAUUACCACAGAUUCUUUUGUACACACUGACGAGAGCUUCACUCCUAACCUGAACAUAUUUCAAGAUAUCGUGCACAGAGACACUUUUGUAAAAGCAUUUUUGGAGCAGGUUUUCCAGUUAAAACCAGAUUUAUCCCUCAGAAGCACGUUUUUGGCACAAUUUUUGCUAAUGCUACAUAGGAAAGCCCUGACUUUGAUCAAAUAUGUUGAAGAUGACACACAAAAGGGUAAGAAGCCCUUUAAAUCUCUGCGUAGCCUGAAAACAGACCUCGAUCUGACAGUAGAGGGCGAUCUUAACAUAAUCAUUGCCUUAGCAGAGAAGAUUAAACCGGGACUCCACUCAUUCAUGUUUGGAAGAUCUUUUUAUACUAGCAUGCAAGAGAGAGACGCACUGACAUUCUGACAUCUGGACUGUCUGGAUAUAAAUGAUUAUAUAGUGAAUGUAGGGUUUGUUUGAUCAUGUCAUAUACAUUAUAUAUAAAGACAUUUUUUUUGUACCCCAUAAAGUCUCAAAAGUCUUCUGAAGUGAUGAUGUUUACAUUUUGUUUUUGUGGCAGUAUAACCAUGUUAUGCUUAUUAUGUUUGUACAUUGAAUAAAAAUAUGUUAUCAACAAUAAUAA